Molecule: messenger RNA, 3636 nt
Organism: Procambarus clarkii (red swamp crayfish)
Lineage: Eukaryota; Metazoa; Arthropoda; Malacostraca; Decapoda; Cambaridae
Source: RefSeq, a predicted model, not a curated record
UACUGUUUGCCGGUGACGUCACGGGCCAAGAUGGCGACUGACAGGCGAAGAUACACGCUCCUCUGUUCUCUAGUCCUCCUGCAGCUUAUAAUCCAAAUUAAGGCCAAAAGCAGCGUCAUAGACCUCAAUGAAGACAACUGGCACCAAAUGCUGGAGGGGGAGUGGAUGGUGGAGUUUUUUGCUCCAUGGUGUCCAGCAUGUAAGGCCUUGAAGCCUAUUUGGGAAGAUUUUGCAACUUGGAGCACUGAUCUUGCAAUAUCUGUAGGCCAGGUUGAUGUAACCUCUUCACCUGGACUUUCAGGACGUUUCAUGGUCACGGCACUUCCUACAAUCUACCAUGUCAAAGAAGGAGUUUUCCGUCAGUAUCGAGGCUCCCGUGACAAAGAUGAGUUUAUGAGCUUUGUUGAGGAACGUCGUUGGGAGGCAAUAGAAGAAGUGCCUGCCUGGAAGUCCCCUGCCUCACUUCAGAUGUCUGUUGUUUCUCAGUUCUUUAAGGCAGGCAGCCAGCCAGCCCCAGAAACCACCAUCUUCAAUGUUUACCAGGCGUGGCUGUCUAUGGUGCUGCGUUCAGUCCACUCGGUACUAGUUGAGGAUUAUGGGCUACCUACGUGGGGCUCGUAUUUGGUGUUUGCACUUGCCACAAUUCUGGUUGGUGCUCUACUUGGACUGAUCUUGGUGUGUGUUAUCGAUUUUGUGUUCCCGCCUAAAGCUCCUGGACCGGCUCCUGUCGUUACUUCAGCUGGUCUCAAAGCUGAUGAUGAUGAGGAAGAUUUAGUUGAAGACUCUGAAGUAAGAAUGGAAGAUAAUAUACAGGAAGACACAACAAAGGAAGAAACACUUGAAGGAGAAAAGAGUGAUAAGGAAGUGGAGCAGGAGGAUGAGGAUGGUGAAGAGGAGGAGGAAGAGGAAGAUGAAGACGAAGAAAAGGCACAGAGUGAGAGUGAAGACAAGGAGAAAGAUAACUCUCAGGCUGAAGAUGGUAAAGACACAAAUGCUGAAGAAGACAAGGAGUCCAAAAGCUCUCCAGAAGUACGGCGUCGACGUCCCAGGAAAGACUAGCGGGCUUAGGUCAAUAGGUAACCAUGUAGUACUCUUUAAAAGUUGGUAACAAUAUUUGACUUCCAAAAAUUCUAAGGCUAAACUGUUUGAGAUACAUAGUUUAGUCAAUUAGAAGGCUAUCAUAAGUGAUAUUAUUGAUUCCAUAAGCAAGAGGAAUUAAUUAAACAGUUUAAUAAGGAGGGAGAUAGCUCAUUUCCAUUUAUUUCCCCCUUUUGUGUUUGCUGGAGUAUCUCAUCGUAUAUAUAAAUGUUAAAACUUAUAACUGAAAUGGUGUCUUGCAAUAUUACAUGUCCAUAAAGGUAGAAUGUUUUGCACACUUAUGUAUAUAGGCCUCUCACCAAAUUUGUUUUGUUAUAAAGCAUCUGGUACUGAUUGAAAAUUAAGGUUGCUAUUUCUGCCAUGUCAGUUAUGGUUGCCAGCAGAAACCUGCUCAAGUUGUUGAUAAACUGUCUUUGUAGUUAUCAAUAUUUUCCUUAUUUCAUUUAUAUAAACUUGCAUAAGAACCAUGGUUAAAUAAUUAAUCAUCAGGGCUUUCACUGUUCACAUAUAUGGUAGGCUCCUAUUUUCAUGUUGGUGUGGCCAAAAAAUCAAAUGAAACACUUAACUAUGCUUUGUGCCAGUAAUAAUAAACUAAAUAUGUGGUAACUAUAUUUUCUCUGGCUUUAGAAAUAACUACCGAUUUUUGCAAGUUUUAUACACGUUUUGAGUCCAAAAUUCUUGAAUCCUAAUUGUAUUCUAGUUAGCUACCAACCAAGGGGAUAUUUUGUUUACCUAAAAAUAGCUUCUACUUAAAAAGUUUGCUGAAAUUGGCUUUACUUAAAUUUUGUAAUUUUCAUGUAACUUAUAAGUUUUAGAAAACUUUAUCCUGUGGACUCUAAAAAAAAUAAUUUGGGGUGUGGUUUAAUUUUCUUUUUGCUCUAUUAACUAAAGUAAUAAGGGUAAGGCUCAUAACACUCACUCUACACCCCCUUUUUGGCUUGGUCAUGACAGUUGGUACUUGCUGCUUUCAAGCGUUGGGUGUAGAUUGUAUAGCAGCAGACGAGGCAAUUUUUAAUGGCUCGAAGGGUCGAGGCCUUGUAUCGCGCAGUGAUCAGCUAUUGAUAAGCAAGCACCGCAAAGGGUAAACAUCAUUUUGGAUAUACGGAACUAUUUUUUGUUCGUAAUUGUUGUCUUUUGUUGGGGUUAGGAUAAAAUUGAUCUGAACAAUUUUGUUGGAAAUAUAACUAGCCAUGUGGCUUAGCCAUAUACCCCUUUCUUCUGAUAUCUUCAAUAUACUUUGCAUCCAGGGAGGAUUUUGCUGUUUUUACGAGACCUUAAUUGAGUUUGUCUCGAACUUACAUGGCACACAUUGUCUCGGGUAGUAUGAGAAACUGAUCAUUGAAGACAAUCCUUGCUGUUUGAAAUAUCAUUAUAUUAUUUUGCUAUUAACUUUUUCUUUUAACAAUCAUAAUUAUCACUAAGUAUAUAAAUAUAUUCAAAAAAGAGAAUAGGAGUUAUUAACAUCUUUAUUUAUUUUCAAAUUAUUAUUUAGUUUGUUUAUAAUUUUGAAUUUUUUUAUAUUUCAAAAUUUAACCAAGACUGCUUAGUGCCUAGAGGCUGUGGGUAGAGGUUUCUAACUCAGGCAUGAAAAUGGAGAUAAUAUUGUACAAUUGAAAAGUAAAAAAAAAAAAAAAAAAAAAAAAAAAAAAAAAAAAAAAACUCCAGCACUGUUAGUUUAGUUCAGGCCCUACCUCCUUUAUUAUAGUUAAUUCUGUGAUAUUACCAGCAAGUUGAACUAUGGUUCAUUGAUGAGGUAUUGCAAAUUAAACAUUUUGCAGGAUCCAGUUUAAUCCAGGCUUUAUUAGUUUUGCCUUUAAUUACCAGAUAUUGUGAUAAGUACUAGUACUUGUUGGCUCAGUAACUAAAAUAAUGGAAAUUACCAGAUAAAUUUCCAGGUAGGAUUUUAGGUUUACAUAUAAAUAUUGAUCAGCUGUCACUGAAUUUUUCAUAGAAAUAAAAAGUAAAUUGACUGUAUUUCAUACAUUAUCACUAAAAUCUAAUUCUAUACUGUUUAUUCUCAUAUUUGUUAUUAGAAAAUAGUAAUUGUUCAGCUAUAAAAUCAGUAGGUACAUGCACAUGUUUAUGGUGGAUUUUUAAACACCGUUGGGCUGGCAGUGACCAUUAUUGGGCUGUAAAUCAGGUUUAGUGGUAAUAUUAUUAAGGUCUGUUCUGUACACGGAAAGUGCCUCCCCUACUUGUUUUUGGGGAAGGGGAUGUUGAAACCAUUGGUUAUCCAUCCCAUGUUCCCAUCUUCAAGUUAAUAAUUGGAAUUUCUUAUUAUUUCCUGCAAAUUUGUUUGAGUAAGGGUCAAAGUGAAGUCGAGUGUUGUAUGUGUGUGUGAAGUCAGCACUGCCACUUUCCAAAAGUUAUAUUACAGGUAAACUAAAGUGUUUUGGUAAUAUUGUAUAAGGAAUACCUUUUUUUAUUUUUUAUAUGAAUGGUGCUGUUUGGUUACUUGAGUUGUAUGUUUUGGCAGCCUAUUCAGUAGACUAGUGCCAGAAUGAAGAUUUACAAAGCUCCACAUGAGAACUUUUCAUA